CAAAUAACUAUAUUUUUGGCUCUUAUAAUGCCGGUAUUUGAACGGCGCGCCUUGUUUAGUAACAUUUAAGCGCAUCAGUUUGCCGGACCUGGACCAACACUGAAUUCUCUUCCUUUUCGUGAAACACGUUGUGAAGUGCGUGUGAAAAAUGAGUUCGUUAAAACUUCAAAAGAGGCUCGCAGCCUCUGUUAUGCGAUGUGGCAAAAAGAAGGUUUGGUUGGAUCCCAAUGAAAUCAACGAAAUUGCCAACACCAACUCAAGACAAAACAUCCGCAAAUUGAUCAAGGAUGGUUUGAUCAUCAAGAAACCUGUAGCAGUCCACUCCCGUGCUCGCGUGCGCAAGAACACAGAAGCCCGCAGGAAGGGAAGACACAGCGGUUUUGGUAAAAGGAAGGGUACAGCAAACGCCCGUACACCACAAAAGGAAUUGUGGGUGCAACGUAUGCGUGUACUCAGAAGGCUGCUGAAGAAGUACCGUGAAGCAAAGAAGAUUGACAGACAUCUGUACCACUCCCUGUACAUGAAGACCAAGGGUAAUGUCUUCAAAAACAAGAGAGUCCUGAUGGAAUACAUCCACAAGAAGAAGGCGGAGAAGGCCCGUGCCAAGAUGUUGAGCGACCAAGCCAACGCCAGGAGGCUUAAGGUCAAACAAGCUCGUGAACGUCGUGAAGAACGUAUUGCCACCAAGAAGCAAGAGGUUCUUCAGAAUUACCAACGUGAAGACGAGGCCGCCGCCACCAGGAAAUAAUUUUAAGUGGACCUUUAUAUAAUAAAUAGGAAAAAAAUUAACAA
This is a messenger RNA of Aethina tumida (small hive beetle), 792 nucleotides long. RefSeq names its product 60S ribosomal protein L19 (gene RpL19). Gene Ontology annotation, molecular function: structural constituent of ribosome; RNA binding. The record is from RefSeq and is a predicted model, not a curated record. Gene Ontology annotation, cellular component: ribosome; cytosolic large ribosomal subunit. The coding region runs from base 149 to 748 and encodes 199 amino acids. Lineage: Eukaryota; Metazoa; Arthropoda; Insecta; Coleoptera; Nitidulidae. The transcript has 4 exons. Gene Ontology annotation, biological process: translation.